Penicillium atrosanguineum is the source of this 14733-nucleotide messenger RNA. RefSeq names its product AAA family ATPase midasin. The coding region runs from base 1 to 14733 and encodes 4910 amino acids. NCBI's taxonomy places the organism in Eukaryota, Fungi, Ascomycota, Eurotiomycetes, Eurotiales, Aspergillaceae. Gene Ontology annotation, molecular function: ATP hydrolysis activity; ATP binding. The transcript has a single exon. Gene Ontology annotation, cellular component: nucleus; preribosome, large subunit precursor. Gene Ontology annotation, biological process: rRNA processing; ribosomal large subunit assembly. The record is from RefSeq and is a predicted model, not a curated record.
AUGAACGAGAGGCCCGUAUACGAGAGGACUCUGACAGAGUCCCAAAUGCUGGAGCAAUUACCGAGCGAGAUCGCGAAUCUCGUUCGGUCUGCUUCGGGGACUCAACAGCUACACGCGCUUGCGCUUGGCGCAUUACAACCACAGUGUACAGAAAGCGUGUUUAGACUUUAUGAACCGAUCGUCGUCGACCUGGCAUCUCGAUGGCUUCGAUCGGAUCUCAAUGCCGACCCUAUCCACGUCCUGGCGGCAUUCGCUCGCAUCCUACCAUUUGCGACACACCUCCGAUCCUUUGCCAGCCAACAUGCCUUGUCCCAGGCAGGAGCUUUGUCAGCUCUGACUGGAACAAAGGAACUUACACUGCGACAGUUGGAUUCGAAUAGCAUUCGUGUCUUACUACUAGCACUAUUCCGACUUCUCUCCUUCGAUUUGGAAACCUUCUCCAAAGCCGUAUCGCCGAUCCAACUUCAAUCUCUUUUCCCCCACGAUGACCGAGUUAUCAGAUACCUCGCCGUCAGAUGCUUCGCCCUUUACAUGCACGCGGCUGAUGCAGCCACCGAGAAGAUGCUCCGCGUCAACACUGGCAGUGACCCAAUUGAAGGAGAUUGGGAGGAGACCACUAUUGACUACCGCCUUUUGGGUAUUUGGGAAGAGCGGCGAUGGGAUGUUCUCGGGAACCAUAUUGAAAACCAAAGAUCUUCAAGACCAGAGAAUGAGACCAUGGAGUUGAUCGAUAGGACAAGAGAAUAUUUCACCGCGAGAUCCGCAGAUGUUUGUGGUGUCUUGAUCCCUCGACUGAAGGAUGCUAGGCCGUCUUCCUCUUCCAUCGUCAAAACCACAACCGCGACAGAGAAUUUGCGCCGUAUCGCUAGAUCUCUUCUGGGUUUCAAGCCUGUCCUCCUUGUUGGAUUGCCUAACGCUGGAAAAACUACCCUAAUCAAUGACAUCGCUGCCGCCAUGGGCCAGGCGGAAACCAUGGUCACCUUGCAUCUGAACGAACAAACGGAUGCUAAGAGUCUGCUCGGCAUGUAUGCCACCUCGUCUGCAACGGGCUCCUUCUCUUGGCAGCCUGGUGUGUUGACCAAGGCCGCGAGAGAAGGCCGUUGGUUGUUGAUCGAGGAUCUUGAUCGCGCUCCAUCUGAAGUUAUUGGACUCAUCCUUCCCAUAAUCGAGAGGGGAGAGUUGACAAUUGCUAGUCGGAGAGAGCGCAUCAAAUGCGCGGAAGGCUUCAAAAUCAUCGCGACCAUGAAAUCUUCUUACAACAUCUCGGGAGAGGAAAUUGCUCCGAACACAUCCAUGCUUGGAAGCCGAUUGUGGCAGAGAGUCCAAGUCUCAUCUCUUCCUGUGGACGAGAUGCGCAAUGUCAUCCUUCAAAAGUUCCCUCUUCUUGAGUCGCGCGUGCCAAUUAUCAUGGAUGUGUAUGGAAGGGUAUGUGCUGCGUUCCACGGAAGUCUGGCGAUCAAGGGAUCUCAGGGUCGGACACCCGGUUUCCGUGACUUGAUCAAGCUUUGCAGUCGAUUGCAUCGGCGCUUGCAACGUAUGGGUGCAAAGACUGGCUUUGAACCUACACCGGAAGGUGUCGACGAUGAGAUCCUGUUGGACAUUGUGGAUAUCUUCCUCAAGUACCUUCCUGAAAAGUCAAUGCAAAGCUCUCUCGCGUCCGUUGUAUCUGAGGCACUUCAGAUUUCGCCUCAGCGUGCCCAGUACUGCCUUGAUGAGCGCACACCCAGCUACACGGACAAGAACAACUCUCUUAUGCUUGGCCGUGAGACUCUUCAGAAGAUCAAGGUCCCGAGUGGCUCAGCAUUGAAGCUUGCAGCGGCAGCAUCUCGCUUUGCUUCCACGAGAUCCGCCUUGGCGAUCAUGGAGCAAGUCGCCGCUUCAGUGCAGAUGGCAGAGCCUGUCUUGCUUGUCGGAGAGACAGGUAUCGGAAAGACCACUGUCAUUCAACAGCUCGCUACCUUGAUGCGUCAGAAGCUCACAGUUGUCAACUUGUCUCAACAGAGUGAGAGUACUGAUUUGCUCGGAGGGUUCAAACCAGUCAGCAUCCGUACAAUGGCUGUGCCAUUGCUUGACGAGUUCACCCAGCUGUUUGAGCUCACAUUUUCAGCAAAGAAGAACCAAAAGUUCCUUUCUUCUGUGUCCAAGUGUGUUCCUUCGGGAAAUUGGGUCCGUCUUGUCAACCUAUGGCACGAAGCUGUUCGCCUAGCCAAUGGUGUCUUUAACCCUGCCAAGGAGACUGAGAAUGGUGAUGAGCAACCGGCUAAGAAGCGAAAGCUAGACUCCCCGAAAUACCAAUACCUGCGGCAACGAUGGGAAGGAUUUGAGUCUCAACUUGCCGAUUUCGAAGCUCAGGUUUCCCAAGGAGAUGCCAAAUUCGCCUUUGCCUUCGUCCAAGGUAAGAUUGUGAGAGCAUUGAGGAAUGGUGAGUGGGUUCUUCUCGAUGAGGUCAACCUGGCUUCCCCCGAUACUCUGGAGAACAUUGCCAGUCUGCUGCAUCAUGGCAGUGAGGGCUCUCCAUCUGUGCUCCUAUCAGAGGCUGGUGACGUUGAGAGAGUAUUUGGACAUCCCGACUUCCGUAUUUUCGGUGCUAUGAACCCUGCAACCGAUGCAGGCAAACGGGACCUGCCUCCUGGCUUGCGAUCUCGAUUCACUGAGUUUUACGUGCAUUCCCCGGACACCGACUUGAACGACCUCCUCGCGCUUAUUGAAAAGUAUCUCGGUAGCUUGACGUUGAGCGACCAGCGCGCGGCACCAGACCUUGCACAAUUAUACAUGGAGGUCAAGAAGCUCAGCAACGAGAACAAGCUUACCGAUGGAGCUGGUCAACGACCGCAUUUCAGUAUCCGAACCCUUGUUCGAGCCCUCAUCUAUGUCAUCGAUCACGCUGGCACUUAUGGACUCCGUCGUGCGAUUUUUGAAGGAUUCAGCAUGAGUUUCUUGACAGUUCUCGGUAUAGAGUCUGAGCGAUCUUUGAUCCCUCUCCUCGAGGCACACAUCUUCGGCAACGCAAAGAAUGCCAGGGCUCUUCUUGGCCAGACUCCAAGGCCUCCCCAGGACGGUCACGACUAUGUCCAUUUCAAACAUUACUGGAUGCAACGUGGUCCUCUAGUUCCCGAGGAGCAACCUCACUACAUCAUCACUCCGUUUAUUGAGAAGAACCUGAAGAACCUCGUCCGAGCAAGCUCAACGCGGCGAUUCCCGGUUUUGCUGCAGGGUCCGACGUCUGCAGGAAAGACCAGUAUGAUUGAGUACCUGGCCAAGGUCUCCGGCAACAAGUUCGUUCGUAUCAACAACCACGAGCACACAGACCUGCAGGAGUAUCUUGGUUCUUACAUCUCCACUGACGAUGGAAGUCUGCGGUACCAGGAGGGUGUUCUGGUAGAGGCCUUGCGCAAUGGUUACUGGAUUGUCCUUGAUGAGCUUAACCUCGCGCCCUCCGACGUGCUUGAGGCUAUGAACCGACUCUUGGAUGAUAACAGAGAGCUGUUCAUCCCUGAAACCCAAGAAGUUGUCCACCCUCACCCUAACUUCAUGCUUUUUGCCACGCAAAACCCUGCUGGUCUUUAUGGUGGUCGUAAAGUCCUCUCUCGUGCGUUCAGGAAUCGUUUCCUUGAACUGCAUUUCGAUGAUAUUCCGGAGAGCGAGCUAGAGUACAUUCUGAAAGAACGAUCUCAGAUUGCACCAUCUUUCUGCACCCGAAUCGUUUCGGUUUACCGCAAGCUUUCGUUGCUGCGUCAAUCCAACCGACUCUUCGAGCAGAAAAACAGUUUUGCCACCCUUCGUGAUCUCUUUCGAUGGGCUCUUCGUGAUGCUGAUGAUCGCGAACAACUCGCAGUGAACGGUUUCAUGCUCCUUGCUGAGCGUGUUCGAAACCCCCAAGAGAAGGCUGCUGUCAAGGCUGUUAUUGAAGAAGUCAUGAAGGUCCGCCUGGAUGAAGAUGUUCUGUACAGUACCUCGCAGCUGGAGAAGAGUGUCCCUCAGAUGACUGGACUGCCAUCUGACAUUGUUUGGACCAAGGCCAUGAGGCGCCUGUUCAUCUUGGUCUCUAAAGCACUGAGAAAUAACGAGCCAAUUCUUCUUGUUGGAGAGACCGGCUGUGGUAAAACCCAACUUUGCCAGGCUGUCGCUGAGGCCUUUGGCAGAGAGCUGUUCAUUGUGAACGCCCAUGUGAAUCUGGAGACUGGUGAUCUCAUCGGUGCUCAACGACCCAUUCGAAACCGAGCAGCAAUCGAAAAACAACUCUUGGAAGAUUUACAACUCCUUGUUCACGGUCAGCAGCAUGAAUCCUCUUUUGAGCAAUUGAAGCAGGACUUUGCGGCCCUUGAUGCGCAACAACGAGAAGAAAAAGACCAGGACUUAUUGCGCAAAGUGGAGAAAAAUCUCAUCCGAUGCAAUGCUCUUUUCGAGUGGUCUGAUGGAAGUCUGAUCACUGCCAUGAAGACCGGUGAAUUCUUCCUUCUUGAUGAAAUUUCUCUUGCAGAUGAUUCUGUUCUCGAGAGACUCAACAGUGUUCUUGAGCCCGCUAGGUCCAUACUUUUGGCUGAGAAGGGCCCUGUUGAUUCUAUGGUUGUGGCCGAUGGUGGCUUCCAGUUCCUGUCAACCAUGAACCCUGGUGGUGAUUAUGGUAAACGAGAGCUUUCAGCUGCUCUUCGAAACCGUAUGACUGAAAUCUGGGCGCCCCAGCUUUCGGAAGAUGAAGAUAUUCUCCCCAUUCUUCAAAUGCGGUUGAACCUAGAGCAAGAGCAAGUUGCUCGAGCAAUGCUUCAGUUCGCCAAAUGGUUCAAGACUACUUUCCAGAAUACCUCGACUACUUCUCUUUCACUUCGUGAUCUCCUCGCUUGGGUUGAUUUCGUGAACACUUGCCAAACUGCGGACCCCUUCUUUGCCAUCAUCCAAGGUGCAGCCAUGGUCUUCGUUGAUACACUUGGUGCCAACCCAGCCGCUAUGCUCGCCAUAUCUCUUAACAAUCUGGACGGUAAUCGUCAGAAAUGUCUCGACAAGCUGAGCGAAUUGUUCAGUGCUGAUGCCUCCAAGAUUUAUCGGGAAUCCUCGAAUGUCACCCUCGAGCCCGGAUUCCUUCGAGUAGGCCCAUUCUCUCUACCCACUGCCGGGGACACCGAACCCGACCCGCAAUUCACUAUGGAUGCCCCAACAACCAUUGCAAACUCCGUUCGCAUUGCUCGUGGCCUACAGUCGUCGAAGCCUAUCCUUAUGGAAGGUAGCCCCGGUGUCGGCAAAACCACGCUCGUGACAGCACUCGCAAGGGCCCUUGGAAAGCCCCUCACUCGAAUCAACCUUUCAGACCAGACCGAUCUUACCGACUUGUUCGGGUCUGACGUUCCGGUAGAGGGUGGAGAUGUUGGCCAGUUCACUUGGCGUGAUGCUCCAUUCCUCCGAGCCAUGCAGCGUGGUGACUGGGUCCUUUUGGACGAAAUGAACUUGGCUUCGCAAUCCGUUCUCGAAGGUCUCAACUCUUGUUUGGAUCACCGUCAACAAGUAUACAUCGCCGAGCUUGACCAGACAUUCAAGCGCCAUCCUAACUUCGUCCUCUUCGCUGCGCAGAACCCACAUCACCAAGGUGGUGGCAGGAAGGGUCUUCCUGCAUCUUUCGUCAAUCGUUUCACUGUCGUUUAUGCAGACAGUUUCACUGAUGCAGACUUGAAGAGAAUCUGCGCUAAGCUUUUCCCUGGUAGCCCUACCAUCCAGACAGAAAGACUAGUUGAAUUCAUCUCCACCCUGAACCGAGCUAUCACAACGGAGCGCCAACUUGGAGCUACUGGUGGCCCCUGGGAGGUAAACUUGCGUGACAUCCAGCGAUGGCUACAGUUGGCGGACCGAGGCGAUUUGCAGAUCCCAACCAAGCAUUUCCUUGAUGUUGUCAUCAAUCAAAGAUUCAGAAGCGAAGAGGAUCGUGUAGUGGUCUCGCAGAUCUACGACCGUAUCUUUACGGACUCUGAUAUCGGCCAAAAGAGCUACUUCCACAACCUUACGCCUGAGUAUCUACAGGUCGGUUUGGGAGUCUUGACCAGAGACCCUCUCCUCCAACGCUCAGUUGAACCAAACAUGAAGGUCCUUCCGAAGGACCUCCACAUCCUCGAGUCGCUCAUCCUAUGUAUUGACAACUCCUGGCCGAGUAUUCUGGUUGGAGCUGCGGGAUGUGGUAAAACCACACUGAUUAGGAAGCUUGCGGCUGUUAAUGGUGCCAACCUUGAGGAACUGGCUCUCAGUGCCGACACAGACACGAUGGACCUGAUUGGUGGGUUUGAGCAAAUUGACCACCGGAGAGAAGUCUCAUCAUUUGUUCACGACGUUGAGCUUUUCUUGCGGCGUCAGAUCAUCCACUCUUUCGCCUCAGGCGAUGUCUCUGAUUCUGUGGCUUCGGCUCUUUGGAUUUGCCAGCACUUCCAAAGCUCGGAAACUUCGCUGGAAACCGUGGUCUCCUCUCUUUCCGAACUUUGUCAGUCUUACCAGGAUCCUACUUUGCAAGACUUCCUCACUAGAGCUCAGAAGCUGUGGGACACCAUUCGCAAUACCGACAAGAUGAAGGUUGGGUUUGAGUGGACCGAAGGAGUUCUUACGCGGGCUGUUCAGAAUGGAUACUGGGUGGUCCUUGACAACGCAAACCUCUGCAAUCCAUCCGUCCUGGACAGAUUGAACUCCCUGACUGAACCAAAUGGUACUCUCAUCCUCAACGAACAGCGAACCGAGGAUGGCUCGGCGCGCAUCAUCACCCCUCACCCGAACUUCCGUAUCUUCUUGACCAUGGAUCCUCGAAAUGGUGAGCUUUCUCGUGCUAUGCGAAACAGAUGUGUUGAGAUUUGUUUCAUGUCAAGCGAGGUUAAGGACAUCCCUGCCACAAUCGGGCCUUCCUACACUUGCGAAUCCUCGCUUUACAGACUCCGCAACCUCUGGGAUUUGGAAAUUGCCCCGUCGUCCACAAAUCUUCAAGACUCCAUUGAGGUUUGUCUCGAUCAUCUUUCGCCGGUAGACUUUUUCUAUCUCCAGAAGUCAUCUGGCACCUAUUUGCCCAGUUAUCCCGAUGCUGAAGUAAAAAGACUUGUCCAAAUUGCCCUGCAACGUCGUUCUUCUGCCCUCCAAGAAAAUGAACAUUGGAAACCUCUCAACGCUAUUGCUGGGGGGAUUGUUAUGGGUGGGGCCUGUUUGGGUCUGCAAGGAUCCCUGCAGCCAAUGCACCCUUUGGUCAAUGAGCCGCUUUUGUCUGUUACAGGUGGCAGUGGCUACCGCUCAGACAUGGUCAUUCUCGCCUACCUUGAAGAAUUCAGGCUCGACAUUCAUCGCCUUCGACAAAAAUUGGUUCAAGCCAACGAGUCUGGAUUGCAACUUAAGCCCAGUGAAAUGACGCGCCUCGAGAGGUCAUUGGCAUCGACGCGGAUUCAGUCAUUAAUGAAAGAUUCAACGCAGCCCGUUGGCUUCUUCUUAUCUGAAUGCGGCCAGGCCUUGUACGAUUACAUCCAAGGCCUGGACGAGACUAGCCUUCGAUCCCCUGAGGUUGUGGCAGCACUCCGUACCAUCAUCUGUUUGUGCUGGGAUGUUUACCGCGCGACAGACGUCAGCCAAGUUGACGAAGGUGAAUUCCAAGUUUACCUGCAAAUUGGUCGGAAGGUGUGCGCGUCGUUGCUCAGCUCUUCGCCCGCAUUGAAGCCUUUGGAAAGCGGACUAUCUCGCGCACUUGCUCAAUUCCAAGCUGGCUGGGCGAUGACUACUGGUCUUAGCAUGCAGAAGAUCUGGGACUCCUGGAGACAUAUUACCCCUUCCACCCAAGAGCAGCUAAAUUCCUUAAUUGAGCUCGAGACUACUGUCUCCGAAUUCACAUCUCUUGCCUUGCAAACACGCGUGGAGCUGUCUCAGCUGAGCCGUGUCUGGGAUUCGCUAGUCACUGCUCAGCGAUUCAUUCUUCGGGAUGGCGCCGAUGGAGAUGCUCUUAUUCAGAGUAUUAAGCAGACCGUGGCUGAGCUUGGCCAGGCCGUUCGAAGAUCCGACUCUGCCCAAUACCCCUACUUCUCUGAAGAAUUUGAGGCUUUGUGCCAGUACCAUGACAUUUCAUCGGACAUUAAUCAAAGUGAAGCAGCUAUUAAAUCUGUCGUACCCUUGCUUGCUGGUCGUCCUGCCCGCUCACUCGACUCUUCGGCCUCUAAGAGCCAAGUUCCCGAACUCCUCCAGCGAAUUGCAUCUUUCUCCGGUGCCGCAAAGGAAUCAAGCUCCCCAUUGGCAAUUGGCGGUGUUCUGUCAUUGUCAUUGUUGGAAAGAUUGGCAUCGGUUGGUAAUACAACCUUGGGCCAGAUGGAUAUUCUCCAGGCCGAGAAGCAGGCCCUUUCAAAGGCCCUCUCUUUGAGCAGUCAACAAAUUGCCAUGGACCAGGCUGGCAACCUCAAACGCGUUCUCGCUAGCCUCACGCUACAGUUGGUCGCUUGCCAUAGAGAGCUCUUGGAUUCUCAAUGCGCCGAAAAUCUCAUUUCGGUUCUGCAGAACAUCGAAGCAGGCAAGUCCGCGGAGACUGCCCCUUCCGUGUCGCUGCGCCUUGACCAAAGUGUUGCAGAUGGCCAUUACUUCAAAGCUUUCGCCGAACAUGCCCUUCCAGCUCUCAUUCGCUCAUUGGCCUCGGCUUCCCCCAACAUCAAUGAGAACAUUCAUUCUACCGGCCUCGCGGCAGUUCAGCUGGCCAUGAUUCUUUUGCGACUCUUCGUGCCAGACAAGGCCUUUGAUCCCUCCCUUGGCCUGGUUGUUCAACGCACGCGUCAUUACCAACGUCUCGAUGAAAUCAGUGCCAAGUCUAACGCCAUUCUUGCGUUCGAGGAUUCUUUCUCCGGUCAGCCUUCAAACUUGCGCUCCGCCUUGUUGCAAGAAGAAAUCCAAAAAUUGGGCUCUGCUCCCCCUCCCUCAUCUGUGACUCGCCCUCGGAAAUCUGAGCUUGGCCUACUCCAUGGCGAGUUCACGAACUUGAUUAAUUCCGUUCUCAACAGGAACCCAGACCAGAUGGUUGGAUCUACAGAGACGGCAUUGAAGUCCCAGGAAAUGAUUCAGCUUAUGAGAAACAAUAUCGAACAGCUCAGCAACCGCCUCAGCUCGCACUACAGAUCAUACGACGAUAUUACUGUGCCAGUGGUUCGCUUCCUUCAGCUUCUUGAUGUUGGUCUUUUCUUGGGCUCCAACCAGACUGAUAAGGCCGGUGAAGCUCUUGACAUCCAGUCUUUGAGCAACCGCACUCCAUUCUUGGGAGGCUCAAUCCACCCUAUCCAUUCCGAGGAUGCCGUCAACCAGCCUGCAAGCUCAACCAACCUGGUUGAAAUGCGACUCCAUGAGCUAUCCGCUCUCUGGGUGGCCAAGGAUGCAGAUUCAUCAGUCCUUGACCUUAGAUCAGCGCGUGAUACAAUCCGUCACGUCUUCGCUGAUUUCCAUCAUUUAUGGAAGACUAGACUCAGAGAGGACCAGGAGAAGGAAGCUGAGAAGUCUGAACUCUACCGUUUCAAGGGAUCAUGGGAGGACGAGGAAGAAGUUAAUGAAGCUGAACUAAACGAGCUCUUCCCAACGUACGAGCAGGAGAAUCUGCCUAAUGCAAAUGAGGUUGGGCGCAUUGACCCCAAGAUGAUUGCUGUCCGCCUUGCCUCCCUUCAUGCCAAGAUUGUGGGCGACAAGCGUACCGGUCAAGCUCUGUCCACUUUUGUCAAGGAUACUGGUCGCCUGCUAGGAACCAUGUGGUCCAACAGCAAGGGUCAUUUCGCACCAGUGCCACCCCAACACCACCUUUCCCCGGUGUUUUUACUUCUGGACGACGUUGUUGGCGAAGAUGCUCAAGAUCGACAGAAGAACUACAACUUCUAUACCGACUCCAACAUUGCCGAAGCCAGGAGGCUCGUGACUCUCGCCCUCUCGAUCCAGGCUCGCUUUGUCCAGAUCCAGACUGCAUGGCCAGAGCAUACUAUUCUCCACGACGUUAUCACUUGCUGCACGGAGAUCCUUCAAUUCAAGCAUAUCGAACCCGUCGCCAAAUUCAUCACCAAGGUCGAGAAGCUCUACUCGCUGGUUCAUGAAUGGCAAGUGGUGGCCAGCAGAGAGUAUUCUGCCGCUCCUCUUUACGACGAGAUCACGAGCCUGAUCGUUGCUUGGCGUCGCCUUGAGCUUACGACAUGGGCGAAGCUCCUGGAUCUCGAGAAAGAGCGAUGUAUUGACGAUGUCAGUGCUUGGUGGUUUGUCGCAUAUGAAGCACUCUUCGCCGUGCCUAUUCAAAUGGCCGAGGCUGGAGAGAAAGACAUGAGCGAACACAUCCAUGGUGUCAUUUCAACUUUGGAACAAUUCUUCAAUACCACCACACUGGGCCAGUUCAGCCGCCGCCUUCAGCUUGUUACUGAUUUCCAAACUAUUCUCACCGUCUUCGGUAAAGACUAUGACUGCCUGAUGCCUUUCGUCUCCGCUCUUAAUAACUUUUUGUCUCACUACCGACCAUUUGAGCCCACCGUGGACAAGACCCUGCAGGACAAGAGAUCGGUUUUGGAGAAAGAUAUCAAGGAACAGAUCCAAUUGGCAAGCUGGAAGGAUACCGGCAUCGUUGCCCUAAAGGAGAGCGCCAGAAGGUCCCAUGUCAAGUUGUUCAAGCUGGUUCGCAAAUAUCGUGCGGCCCUGGGCGAGUCCGUCCAGCCAAUCCUUGAACAAGGCGUUCCCGAUUCUGGAGAGAACAGUGUCUAUACAUCUGAGCCGCAGAAUCUGGCAACUAUUGUCAUUCCUGAGGCCCUCUCGGCCUGUCAGAAGAGCAAUGAUCUCUGGUCGUCGAGAGCUCUCCGAUUCCAGAACCCGGAUGGAACAGCUCGCAGCAUGCAAAAUUUGUAUUCGGCUAUUCCAUCCGAAUUUGAUAUUGCCAAGGACCUUGAUGGGUUCGUUGUAUCUGUUAUUGAGACCAUGGAUGAGUUCAAGAAGUCAACGCCGAAGACCUUGACCGAAGACAACAAGGACGACGUCCAGCAUCUCAAGGUCCAGAAGCGCCGUCUCUACGCUGACACUUUGAAACGUCUCUUCGAGAUGGGUGUUAAGCGAAAUGCUGGAACAGCCAUCAUUGAAACCCAGGCAUCGAUCGCUCAAGUUCUGUCUACGAGUGCUGCCUUUGAAGUCGGCGUUACAGCCUCAGCCUCCAUUCGCAGUGCCGAGUCAUACUUCCACCGAUUGCUUGAUCUUCUGCCCCGCGCUCGUCUGGCAUCUCGCAACUAUUCUGAGGAGCUUAGCAAUGUUGAAGUUUCUAGGAGUAUGGGCUCGAUUGAGCAUCUACUGUUCCUGAUCCGCCGCCAGAGAGGUGUCCUUUCACCCGCACUUUCUGGUCUUGGAGAUCUCAAGGCUACCCUGAACAAGAUGCAGAACUUGUGGUCAAUUGGCUCGACUUCGCUCAUCAAGGCCAGCCCUUCUGCCACGGAAGAAUGCAUUGGCCUGACCAGAGUUGUCGCAUGGUUAACGCCAAUUCUUGGACUUGCCUCUAACGUCGUUGAAGUCCAUGCUAAGUUCUCAAGCGUCAAUACAUCAACCAUUCUUGAGGGGAUUCGAGUGAAGAAGACGAUUUUCGAUGACUUGCGCAAGUCUCUGGAGUCACUUCCUGCACUUCCGCCCGGCAUCGCAUUCCUAUCACAGCAGGAGCUCACCCAGCGAGCUCGGUCUUCUCUCGACCAACUUGUUGCUGACCUGAGCUGUUGGACACAGGAUCGCCCCGACCUCGCUUUUGCUUUGGAUCAGAUUACCCCAUGGACACAAGCAAGCCACAUUGCUCUUCCGACUCUCAGUGGCGCAGAUAACGUCUCGAUUGAAAGCUUCGACAACAGCCUUCUAGCUGCCAUUGACAAGAUGCUUGUCGGUCUUCAACGACUCAAGGACGUGCCUACUGGAAUCGACUUUAGUGGUCUGCUUUCAAGGAGCGACGAGUUCUUCUCCCGAGCCUCAAGGGCUGUUCACCUCAGCGAGAUCACCUUGUCGCUGGAGACAGUUCUCGACCAGUUGCAACACCUGCAAGACACCUCUGCUAAGACUCUCCCCAUUGCCGCUGCUUUGGUCACCAGUAUUCUCCCUAUUGCCAAUACAUACUAUCUUAUCUGCUACAAUCUGGCCGACCGCUUUACCUCGGUUCAUCGCCAAGUUUGCAAGACCUCCUACAUUUUGACAAAGACCUUUACUACGGUAGCGUCAGAAGGCCUAUGCAGCCCGGCCGAGGCAUCGCAAGAAGAGGGCAAAGAAGGUCAGAUGGAGAGUGGUACUGGUCUCGGUGAGGGUGAAGGCGCCGAGGAUAUCAGCAAAGAUAUCGGAGACGACGAAGACCUCUCGGAACUCGCUCAGCAGCAAAACAAGGAGGACACCAAAGACGAAAUGGAUGAUUCUGCCGAUGCUGUGAACAUGGAUCAGGAAGAACUGGAAGGCGAGACUGGUGAGAACAAUGAUGAUGAAGAUGAGGAAGACAAAGACAAGAGCGGUGAUGAAGGAGAAGACGACAUUGACGAGGAAGUCGGCAGUGUCGAUGGUCUUGAUUCUGGUGCUGUUGACGAGAAGCUGUGGGACGGAGCCAAUGAUGACCAGCAAAAGGAGACCGAGAACGAGGAAGGAAAGGGCCAAGAAGAGGCUGAUCAGCAAGCUGCCGCCCAAGAGCAACAGAAGGAAGGCGAAGAAGCCAAGAAAGGAGAAGAAGGAGAGGAGGAAGAAGAGGAUGAUGAAGAGGAGGAAGCCCCCGAUGAUGAGGGUGAAGCUGUUGGUCGUGAGGAUAUGGAUGUGACGGAUCCUCAGGCCAAGGAAGAGGAGACAUUGGAACUGCCCGAGGAAAUGCAGCUCGAUGGUAACGACAUGGAUGGCGGUGAUGAGGGUGAAGGUGAAGAUGACGAUGGCAUGAAUGAUCUCGAUGACAUGGGUCCUCUUCCAGAGGACGAACAGAAGGCCAAUGAAAUGGAUGAUCAGCCUGGUGGUGAAGAUGCGGACAUGCCGCCGGAGGAGCAAGCCCCCGGCGAGGAUGAAGAGAUGGCUGAUGGUGAAGAUACCAACGAAGGCGAAGGAAACGAAGAAGAAGAAGAGGCCGGUGGAGAGGAUCCCGAAGAAGCCCAGCAGGACGAAUUCCUUGCUAAACGCGACGACAAUGAAGAAGCCGGUGAAGAAGUUGCUCCUAGCGAAGCAGUCACCGGUGGCCUUGGUGCCGAUCAGGACCAGAAUGAUGACAAGGGUGCCUCUGGAGACGCACAACAGGAGAGUGGUGAGAAUGACCCGACUGCCAGCGCCGAGCAACAAACCGGUGCUGCCAAGGACAGCGAAGAAAGCAAGCGGAGUCGCGACCACGGCGGUGCUGAGGAUUCAGCUCCUAACGAUCCUCAAAUUCAAGCAUUCAAGAAACUCGGGGAUAUUCUCGAGGAAUGGCACCGUCGCCAGAAGGAAGUCUUGAAUCCGUCAGAAGAAGACGAAGAGUCGCAGCCUCUACCUCAAGAUACCGAUAUGGCGGAUGCCGACUUCGAGCACCUGAAGGACGAUGACGACCAGGCAGAUACUCAAGCUCUUGGACAAGCCAACGAGGACCAGGCUCAGGGUCUCGACCAGAACAAGGGCGUUGAGUCCGAGAACCAGCCGGGAGAGAACACUCUGCCAGAUGUCACAGAGGAAAACCAAGAGGCUCUGGAUAACCAGCUUCACGAUGAAAUGGAGCUGGAUCGAGGCAACCUCCCCACUGAUGGCCAAUCUGGAGCUUUCAUCCCUGGUGAUCACAUGUCUCGCGACAAUGCAGAGGGCGCUCUCGGAACCGAAGAUAUCAAUGAUGAAUUGGAUGAAGUCGAUUCUCAACUCGCGGCCAUUCAUCUCUCGUCUACGCUCCCUCCUUUGACACCAGAGCCCGAAGCCCGCCGUCUCUGGUCUCGCUACGAAUCUGCUACGAACGACCUGUCUCUGUCUCUUACUGAGCAGCUCCGUCUCAUUCUCGCACCUACCCUUGCAACUAAGCUUCGCGGCGAUUUCCGCACUGGUAAGCGCCUGAACAUCAAACGCAUCAUCCCGUACAUCGCCUCCCAAUACAAGCGUGACAAGAUCUGGAUGCGUCGUUCCAUUCCCUCUAAGCGCAACUACCAAAUCAUGCUUGCCGUCGACGACAGCAAGUCCAUGCUUGAAAGCGGCAGUGGCCAACUCGCCUUCGAGACUCUGGCCCUGGUUGCUAAGAGUCUGAGCAUGCUCGAGGUCGGAGACCUUUGUGUCCUCGGGUUCGGUGAUGAAGACCAUGUCCGCGUCGCACACGAGUUCGGCAAGCCGUUCUCCUCCGAGGCAGGCAUGCAGGUCUUCCAGCACUUCAGCUACCAGCAAACCGGCACAAACGUGCGCAAGCUAAUCGCCGACUCUAUCGCUCUCUUCCGCGAAGCGCGCUGGAAGCGAUCCCCCGGUUCUGGUUCCUCAGACCUGUGGCAGCUCGAGUUGAUUAUCUCCGAUGGUAUCUGCGAAGACCACGAUACUAUUCGACGUCUCGUGCGCCAAGCUCUCGAAGAGCGCAUUAUGAUCGUCUUCGUCAUUGUCGAUGCUGUCAAGGGAAGCUCUAUUCUCGACCUUUCGCAGGCUAGCUUCGAGGCUGAUCCUGACUCCAAUGGUGAGAUGAAGCUGAAGAUGAAGCGCUACCUUGAAGGUUUCCCCUUCCCUUACUACCUUGUUGUUCGUGAUGUCCGUGAGUUGCCAGCUGUUCUUGCUACUGCGUUGAAGCAGUGGUUUGCCGAGGUGGUGGAUGUCUCUUCUUGA